UGUGUUGGUUUAGGAGUUGGGUUUGCAACCCGGCAGGUGGGGAAUGUGACCAAACCCACUGUGAUCAUCAGCACCGAGGGGGACAAAGUCAUGAUCAGGACUCAGAGCACUUUCAAAAACACAGAAAUCGGCUUUAAGCUUGGCGAGGAGUUUGAUGAAACUACCCCGGAUGACAGAAACUGCAAAUCAGUAGUCACCCUGGAUGGAGACAAGCUAGUGCAUGUACAGAAAUGGGAUGGCAAAGAGACAAACUUUGUUAGAGAAAUAAAGGAUGGCAAAAUGGUUAUGACUCUCACUUUUGGUGAUGUGGUUGCUGUUCGCCACUAUGAGAAAGCGUAGAGCUUACCUGACCUCUAUCCGUAUGGUACUUCUGCUGGAUGGAUUAAUGUACUGUCCGUAACUGAACGUAGCUAAAAUGCACACUUCUGGCAUGGAAGGUUAAU
Molecule: messenger RNA, 443 nt
Organism: Tinamus guttatus (white-throated tinamou)
Lineage: Eukaryota; Metazoa; Chordata; Aves; Tinamiformes; Tinamidae
Source: RefSeq, a predicted model, not a curated record